AUGAGCAAACACACUGAGGUUUUCUCUUCGGAGAAAGUCUCCUCUAUGGAUAAAGACGACCUGGUUGACACCCAGGUUGCUGAGGUGACCACUUCGCUCCUCGACUUUGUCGCUCUUCAGCUGGAGAUUCCUCCCUCUGAGAACGACGGCACGUAUCCUCUUGAAGUCCACUUCAUGGCUGAGAAGCUGGAGGAGACUACUCUAGAGGAGGCUAUCAAGAUUGUCAAGACCAACUUUGCCUACCACGACCACGACAACAACUUCAGAGACGAAUACAGAAUCGAGGUUAGAGAGCUCCUUAAAGUCUUUGACGGCAAAGACGACUACGAAAAGGCUGAUCCUGAUGAUGUUCUCAUGAUGAGGUACUGGGGAACCGUCUUCAACUGGUGGAGUCCUUACCCCGAGGUUCGAGCUGUUACUGAUCCCUACAAUGAUGAAGAUUGUACCACUGAGACCUGGAGAGUGUGGGUUUUGGGUACCGUAUGGGUGGCAAUUGCGGCCUUUGUCAACCAGUUUUUCAGUGUGCGUAUGCCUGCCAUCUCUUUGGGGGCUGGUGUCAUCCAACUGCUGCUGUAUCCUUGUGGUAAGGCUCUCCAGUAUGCUCUUCCUGACUGGGGCUUCCACUUCCGAGGGAAGAGAUACUCACUCAACCCAGGCAAAUGGAGUCAGAAGGAACAGCUCCUCACCACCAUCAUGGUUUCUUGUGCCUCUGGAACUCCCUAUAUUACUUCAAACAUCAUUGUUCAGUACCUCCCUCAAUUCUACAACCAAACCUGGGCCUCAAGCUUUGGAUACCAGUUUGUUUUUAUGCUGGUGACCCAAAUGCUAGGUUUUGGUCUGGCUGGUAUUCUCAAGCGUGUGGCCGUCUACCCUGUCAAGGCAAUGUGGCCCUCUCUACUCCCCACCCUGGCGGUCAACAAGGCUCUUCUGGCUCCCAACCGAAAGGAAAACAUCAACGGCUGGCUCAUUUCCCGUUACACCUUUUUCAUGAUUGUCUUUAUCGGCUCUUUCGUCUACUUCUGGAUCCCCAACUACCUCAUGAACUUCUUGCAGACAUUUAACUGGAUGACCUGGAUUGCUCCUGAGAACGCCGACCUGGCCAUUGUCACAGGCUCCGUCGGAGGACUUGGAUUUAACCCCAUUCCCACCUUUGACUGGAACCAGGCCACGGCUUCUCUUGCUCCCAUCACUCUGCCUCUCUAUGUGUCUUCUAUUGGUUUCGCUGGCACCUUCUUCUCCGGUCUCGUCAUCCUCGCUCUCUACUACACCAACAACUCGUGGACGGGAUACAUCCCCAUUAACUCCAACCGACUGUUUGACAACAUGGGCAAGAAGUACAACGUAUCCAAGAUUCUCACCAAUUACCGAUUCGACGACAAGAAGUACCAUGACUACUCCACGCCCUACUACUCCGCUGGUAACCUCAUGUUGUACUCGGCCUUCUUUGCCGUCUACCCCCUGUCGUUUGUCUACACUUGUCUAAUGGACUGGAGAGCCAUGUGGGAUGCCCUCAAGGACACGGGAAAGGCUCUCAGAUACGUGCAUCGAUCCUCCUACCACGGAAGAGAGGACCCCUUCUCUCGAUACAUGAAGAACUACCCCGAGGUCCCCGACUGGUGGUUCUACGUGGUUAUGGUGAUUAUGUUUGCACUAUCUAUUGUUCUCGUCAAAGCUUGGCCCGUUGACACUCCUGUGUGGACUCUGGUGUUUGUGCUUGGACUUGUGUUCGUUUUCAUUAUCCCCUUCACCGUCUUUGCUGCCUACACUGCCUCCUCCUUGUCACUGAAUGUGAUUUCCGAGCUCAUUAUUGGAUACGCGCUUCCUGGACGAUUCAUGGCUCUCAACCUGAUCAAGGCUCUUUCAGUCACCAUUGCCUCUCAGGCCCAGAACUAUACCACCGACCAGAAGCUGACCCAUUAUGCCCAUCUGCCUCCCCGAUCUAUCUUCUGGCUCCAGCUGUGGGCUACUCUGGUCAACGGUCUGGUCUGCCUUGGUGUUAUCCAGUUCCAGCUCAACCUAGACGGUAUCUGUGAUGCUGAUAACAAGCAGAAGUUCACCUGCCCCGGAGAAACCACUUUCUUCACUGCCUCCGUCGCCUGGGGAGUCAUCGGCCCCAAGAAGAUGUUCGACAAGUACCCCGUGAUGAAGUGGAUGUUCCUGUUUGGAGCGCUGGCCGGCGUCUUUUUUUGGUUUGUCCAGGUCAUCCUUCCCCAGAUCCUUGUCAAGUACUUCCCUAACAAGGCCCAAACCAUUGACUACUACCGACGAAAGAUUCUGUACUUCAACCCCAUCAUCUUUGUGGUCGGCUGUCUUGGCUGGGCUCCUUACAACCUCACCUACCAGGUCGGAGGCAUGUACCUUGCUGUGCUUUUCAAUGGCUACAUCAAGAGUCGAUACCUGGCCUGGUGGAGAAAGUAUGCCUACGUCAUGGAGGCAGCUAUUGUCACCGGUAUUGCGCUGGCCGGCAUCAUCAUCUUCUUUGCAGUCCAGUACCAUCCCAAGGACAUUGAUUGGUGGGGCAACACCGUCAUAUACGAUGGCGUUGACGGCAGUGGUAUCCCUCCCAGACUUGAGAUCCCCGAGAAGGGAUUUUUUGGCCCUCCUAGCUCCGAAUGGUAG
Molecule: messenger RNA, 2619 nt
Organism: Yarrowia lipolytica CLIB122
Lineage: Eukaryota; Fungi; Ascomycota; Dipodascomycetes; Dipodascales
Biological process (GO): transmembrane transport
Cellular component (GO): plasma membrane
Molecular function (GO): oligopeptide transmembrane transporter activity
Source: RefSeq, a predicted model, not a curated record